Molecule: messenger RNA, 1568 nt
Organism: Paramuricea clavata
Lineage: Eukaryota; Metazoa; Cnidaria; Anthozoa; Malacalcyonacea; Plexauridae
Source: the annotation of a GenBank genome assembly
AUGGCAGAGUCUAGCAAGGCUAUGCAAAUUGACAAAGAGCAUUUUGAGGCAGUUUUAGGAUGUGUACACGAUGUUUCGGUUGUUGAAGAAGAUGGUUCUGGUGUGAUAGAGGCGUCUAAGACGGUGAAGCCGAAAUCCAGUCGAAGGAGCCUCGAUUUUACGGGAAAACACGUGUUAACACCGGAAUCAAAGUCUAAAAAUCUUCUGAAUACAAAGCGAUUUCAAAUUGGUAAGCAAAUAUAUUUAUAAUUACUGUAAAUACCAAACAUUUUCAUUUGAUACAUUGUAUUUGUUUAAAUUAAUACGCACAUUAUUAAAAGUAUAUAUUUUAUAUAUUUGAUACUGUAAUAUCUUUUGCUGGAGAUUUUUAUCAUAUUUUAAAACUAUUACAGCCAGGGCCUUCGCAAUAUUGCUCACCGUAGCUUUACAUAAGUCCCACUUGCCCAACCCCCCUCCCCCGUUGUUAUUAGGAAAAGUUAAAGUAGAGAUGUUAGCUAGGUUGUGCAAUGUCUGUCUGUAAUAAACCGAGUAUAUCCACAUUACACCACAUUACACCAACACACAUUACACCUAGAUUCUGUUCCAAAAUAUCACAUGCUUGAACAGGCAUAUUUUUCAAGCUUGCCCGGUGUGGAUAUACACUCAGAGUAACAUCACAAGCAUAAUAUUCACCUGAGUACAUUACACCAACACAGAAAAAUCACUAAAGCAAGCAUUGUGGACAGAUAAAUGUCAAGCAUGUGACUGGUACUGCACCAGCUCCCAGUGUGAGACAGGGCUUUGAAUGAUAUUGAGUUGAUGAAUUAAGUCAUUUUCUCCAUACAACAAUCUUUUGGCUGUCAUAUGUUACAGAAAACAUGCAUUAGAAAUGAAAUACAGUAUAAAUGUUUUUUUUCCAUAUUUGGUUUAUACUAGGAGAGAAGCCAUCUGGUAGAGAAGUGAAAAUAAGGCAAGAGUUAUUGGAAGAAAGACUGGAAGAAAGAUUUGAAGAGAAAGCAGGUUGUACAAUCCAGCAAGUAAAAGCACUGUCACUAGUUGGUGAGGGGAAUACUUCUGAAACUUCAAAGACAAUGUUAACAAGAGCAUUAAAACGGGCGUUCCCUUCAGUGAAAACAAAACGCACACAGGAGAAAGGGUAUCCUUUGAUAAAAUAAUCUCUAAGUAAUGUUUACAACAUGAGCGGCCGUGUUGUAUCAGAUAUUGUAUAUCUGAUACAACACAGACGCGAAUGUUGUAAACAACUUAAAAAAUGACUCAUCUUAUGAGUUCAUUGGCGAAGUAAUUUUAAAAAUAAACGUUGUCUAAGCCGAGAAAAUCAAAGUUAAAGUUUAUGUAAAUCAAAGUGAAUCUGUAUCACAUAUACAGAUACGACAUGCUUAUGAUUUUUCUUUGUGUUUUCUUCAUGAAUUAUUAAUGAGUUUUUUAAAUAAUCUUACAACCAAUUUUAGUGCGAAAUUAGAAAUACUGUAUUCUUUAACUCGUGUCACAGGGUCUUUUAUGUCAACAUUAGACCAAAAUCUUUGUUUGCCAGUGUGUUGUAUGUAGAUUCUCCUGAAAGUAAGUAUUGA